GUCGCUUUGUCUCUCUUGCACCUGUGUAGGUGUAUGAUUACAAAUUCUCUCUUACUUUCAAACAGCCUCUGACCGUGUAUCAGCAAUUGAUAUCACGGCAGCAAAUCACCACUGUUGGUUGAUUUGAACUCGGUGGCUGGGGGUUAUUUUGCCUAAAUUUUUAGUUCAAAUUCAAACAAAAAUUCUAUUCAAAAACACUACCAAAAAUUCAAAAUUUUCUUUAUUUUUCUUCGUGCUUUUAGUACCUUCCUGCGGGUCUUGGUGUGGUUGGUGGUUUGGUUCUGGUCCUGGCUUGGUAGGUGUUGUCGUGUUGCGGGGGGACCAGGCUUGGUAGUUGUUGUCGUGUUGGCACUGGUCGUGUCUUGGUGUCAGCGCUCAAGGCUGUGCCGUUAGAAUGUCAACCGAAUUUUCACGGUGUGAAGACAAUCAACGACGAAGAAACGCGGGCGGUGUGAACACUGGCCAUCUUGCAUGUCAAGCAGAAUCUAGGUGGGAUUCAGUGUUUCUUAGUCGCAAUCAAUCUAUGGUGACUAUCGUCACAGCCUGUGGGGAAAAAUUUAGCGUUCCAAACAACACACAAAUUUUGACGUCUCAGUCAGGGGGUAAAACAUGAAAGUUCAAAUUUGUUCUAAUCACCCUAAAUUUAUGAGAAAUCCGAUCAACCAUCGUUGAUC
Molecule: messenger RNA, 674 nt
Organism: Amoebophrya sp. A120
Lineage: Eukaryota; Dinophyceae; Syndiniales; Amoebophryaceae
Source: the annotation of a GenBank genome assembly